AUGGCGGAAAAGCAGAGGGUCUGUGUUACUGGUUCAGGAGGAUGUAUCGCUUCAUGGCUCGUAAAGUCUCUUCUCUCCCAUGGCUACACUGUCCAUGGAACCGUUCGAGAUCCUUGUGAUAUAAAGAACGACCAUUUGAAGAAAUUGGAUAACGCUGCAAAGAAUCUGAAACUUUUCAAGGCAGAUUUGUUUGAUUACAAAGGUCUUUCUUCAGCCAUUUCUGGCUGCUCUGGCGUUUUUCAUGUUGCUUGUCCUGUGCCUUCUGAAGGAGUUCUUCUCACAGAAGAAGAACUGAUGAGAUCAGCUCUCACUGGCACCAAAAAAGUUCUAGAAGCAUGCACAGAAGCUAAAGUGAAGAAAGUUGUGGUUGUAUCAUCACUUGCUGCAGUGUUUUACAACCCAAAGUGGCCUAAAGAUGUUGCUAUGGACGAGGAUUGUUGGUCAGACACUCAAUACCUUCACUCACUUGAGGGUUAUUGGCCUUAUUACGUUCUUGCCAAAACAUUAAUGGAACGUGAAGCUCUAGAGUGGAGCAAGAAAAGCUUAGCUGAUGUUGUUACGGUCCUGCCCUCUGUCACGGUAGGCCCUAGGCUCCAAUCAACGCUUAACUCUAGUAGCUUGGGGCUUCUCCAAUUUAUAAAAGGAGGUAUAAAGUCCUUGUUGAGCGAGAAACUGUAUCUUGUGGAUGUGCGUGAUGUGGCGGACGCGCUUUUGUUGGUAUAUGAAAAUCCAGGAGCAAAAGGAAGAUACAUAUGCAAUUCUCAUUCACUUUACAACACUUCUCUUGUGGAGAAGCUGAAGAAUAUGUAUCCUAACCGCAACUUUCCCGAAAGCUUCAUUGAGAUAAAAGAGAAGGGGGAGAAUGGAGAGAUGCUUCGGCUAAGUUCAGAGAAGUUACAGAAUUUGGGGUGGAAGUUUAGGCCAUUAGAAGAAACCAUUGAUGAUUCUGUUGUGAGCUUUGAAGUUGCUGGUGAGCUUCCAAAGCUAUAG
Molecule: messenger RNA, 990 nt
Organism: Eutrema salsugineum
Lineage: Eukaryota; Viridiplantae; Streptophyta; Magnoliopsida; Brassicales; Brassicaceae
Product: cinnamoyl-CoA reductase 2
Exons: 6
Coding region: 1-990 (329 amino acids)
Molecular function (GO): oxidoreductase activity, acting on the CH-OH group of donors, NAD or NADP as acceptor
Source: RefSeq, a predicted model, not a curated record